Messenger RNA from Phialemonium atrogriseum, 2305 nucleotides. RefSeq lists its product as uncharacterized. Gene Ontology annotation, biological process: mitochondrial gene expression; mRNA stabilization. Bases 66 to 2093 code for a protein of 675 amino acids. Gene Ontology annotation, molecular function: protein binding. The record is from RefSeq and is a predicted model, not a curated record. Gene Ontology annotation, cellular component: mitochondrion. Lineage: Eukaryota; Fungi; Ascomycota; Sordariomycetes; Cephalothecales; Cephalothecaceae. The transcript has a single exon.
AUAAUUCCAUCUUGCAUGCAGCUCUACAUUCCCGUGAGCCUCAACGAGCCUCCUCGCCCAUCCCCAUGGCUUCAAUUCCGCCGCUAAGAGCUGCCUCGGGCUGCUCUGUAUGUCGCCUGUCUGCAUUGCGACUUUUUGUUGGUAGCGCGAUAUCACCGAGGACUGCUCGAGCACCGUUCCGAAGCCAGUCGACGAGCCAAGCAACUGCCAGAUUCUCGACUUUCCGCCACACUGUUCCGUUACGAAAGGACCCCGCCAUCGUGGAGCAGAUUGAGAGGGAGCAACCGAACGAUGAAGAGAAGCAAGCAACGGAGCCUUCCGACUCCAAUGGCACGGAUUCACCAUGGUAUAUGCAGGUCGAGUCUCCGAAGCAUCCAACCCUAGUGGACGCGCUCCCACCACUACCAGACAUUCCCGAAGGAUCACCGCAGCUCACAGGCCCGCUGCUUAAGUUCGUGUCGGACGAUCUAGGACUCGAUGGGUUAUCGCUACUUGACCUUCGCAAUGUGGAUCCGCCGCCAGCACUGGGUACUGGUCUGCUUAUGCUAUUCGGCACGGCUCGCAGUGAGCGGCACUUGCAUGUCUCGGCGGAUCGCUUGGUCCGAUGGUUAAGGGGCCGCGGAAUCUCGUCCGACGCUGACGGGCUGCUGGGACGGAACGAGCUCAAAAUUCGUCUUCGGAGAAAGGCCCGCAAGGCAAAGAUGCUCGGGAAGGCCGGCCCUGCUCGCGAGUCGGACGACGGCAUCAGCACUGGUUGGAUCUGUGUCAACCUCGGCACGAUUGGAUGGUCUGAUGCGGAAGCACAAAUAGUCAGUGAGGACGGAAGAGUCAGCGGCUUUGGCGUUCCACAGACAGGGACUACGAUUGUGGUGCAAAUGUUUACUGAGUCGCGGAGGGCGGAGCUGGACUUGGAGACCUUCUGGAAUAAGUUGGCGAAGCGAAGCCAAGCUAAACAGGACGAACUGUUACAGCCCCCAGGUGUGGGCCCUCAACACAGCAAACCGAAGACCAACCCUUUUCAACAAUCCCAGACGCGACUCUUUUCUACGGUUCAAAGGAAGGAGUCUGCUUCCCAGCUUGGAGAAGACGCCUUGGCGGAAAAGGUACAGGCAGCACUGGUCAACCCCCACGCUAUUUCCGAAAUAUCUGACAUCUUAGCCCACGACACGGACGAGAAAGUCCGGCUCCUGGAGCAGAUGAAGACCUACCUGAGCAGCUUGCCGGCGUCGUCGGUCGUCCAGGCCCUGAGGCGCGGCGACCUCGCCGAAGGAGGCAAGCCGUCCGCCUUCCUGCGACUCUUCGAGCUUGCCCUGCUGAACCUCCCACCCGCUCAGACGUGGGGCCCGCGGCUAUGGCUCCACGUCACGGCACGAAAGCUGGGCCUGAUGGAGUACGGCCUCGACGACCUGGCAGCCCUGGCCGAGGAAAUGCGGCUCUCCGGGAUCGAUGCGACCCUCGACCAGUUCGCGGAUCUCAUCUGCGCCAUCUUUGCUCAGCCGGGCCAGGGCGACGACGCGGUGCGCGAGCAGUCCAGGCUCGCGAUGCGGGUCAUCGACACCAUGUACGAGCGAGGCCACAACGUCUUAUCCCACGACAUAGUCGUGCCCGCGAUCGAAUCCCUAGUCUGGUCCGGCGCCCGUGGAGCCGAGGUGGACAGGCUCCGAUCAACCCUAGAGUUCCUCCUGGAACAGGCCAACCUUCCCUUCAUGGGCGAGGAGCUGCUCCUCAGGCUUUUGGACGCAUACGCGAGCCAGGGCAACUGGGACAGGUUCUGGAAGGCGUGGCGGAACCCCCCGAGGUUCGGGGUGGCGCGGUCGGCGCAGAUGUACUCGUACCUCUUCCGGCGGUUCGCCGACACGCAGCACCAGUCCCUGUGCGUCGACGCCGUCCGGUGGUGUUUCCAGGAGAUGGUCAACGAGGAGCCGUCCGUACAGCCCCGCGGCGCCGUCCUGGAGGCGCUGAAGGCCUGCGUCCGUGUCGCGGACCCUCAGGCCGAGGCUAUCGCCGAGAACCUCGUCGUCAAGGAUAAGGACUCGGAAUUGCUUGCGAAUCGGGAGUUCGUGAAGCUGCUCAGGGAUAUUGGGGGGGCAUAGGAAUUGUGGCGGUGCCGUCCGGCGAAACUUGAAGAUGUUAGGAGGGUGGACGACAUCCUCUUCUGUCAUCCAGGUGUGCGUGUUAUUGUAUGUAUGUGUAUAUAUAUGUAUAUUAUGUAUACUAUUCUAGCCUCUUUGUCCCUGGUCAGACGCGGGUGGCUUCUCAUCUCACCAGAAUUCCACCAGUGUACCAACAGAGAAUCCAGUUUGAG